Molecule: messenger RNA, 1906 nt
Organism: Petromyzon marinus (sea lamprey)
Lineage: Eukaryota; Metazoa; Chordata; Hyperoartia; Petromyzontiformes; Petromyzontidae
Gene: SVBP
Product: small vasohibin binding protein
Biological process (GO): protein secretion; negative regulation of protein ubiquitination
Cellular component (GO): apical part of cell
Source: RefSeq, a predicted model, not a curated record
AGCGGACUGCGAAAUAUACAACCAAUCUCGCCUCUGUACGCGCUUAUCUAUUGUAGGGUUUUGUCGCCGCGUUAAAUAUCGCCAAACAACGCCUCGUUUAAGCGAAUUAACGCCGCGAGCGAUAACAAAAAUAAUUUAAGAACAAAAAAAACCACGUUAUUAUUAUUACUUUUAACUGUUUAUCAUCAACGGGUGCUCGCAAGAUGAACGAGUCGAAGAACCAUUCGGCGAGUAAACCGAAGCCCGGCUCACUGGACUCAGCCACCAAGAGGGACAAGCCGAGGACCCCGAAAGAGGCCGGCAACAAACCGGAUAAAAACAAACAACAAAAGACCGCACUGCAGGAGACCAAGGCGCGGCAGAGAGCCGAGAUCUACGCGCUCAACAAAGUGAUGACGGAACUGGAGCAGCAGCAGUUUGAGGAGUUCUGCCGCCAGAUGCACCAGCAGAUCGCCAACGGGGAGGAGGGCGGCACGGAGGCGCACGACGGCGACAUCAUCGCCGCGUGCCGCGUCUGAUCGCGGCCACCAAGAAAGGGCAACCCCCUCCACCUCUCACCCGCCCCCCCCCGCCCCCACUUCCCUCCUCCUCCCCCACUAACGCCCUCACCGAGAGCCACGUCCAAGCGACCCGGCGGUCGAAAUCGAGAUUCGUAACUUGGUGUCAGAACAAUUGUCGCGAUUCACGGACGCGGUUCGAGUCGCGAGAUUGUUCUUUUGAUGUCAGAUGGUAGUGCCUCCAGUGGCUGCUGCUGCUGCUGGGGUGACGUGAGCCUGUCGUGCGGAAUUUGGCGCCAAGCAAAAAAGCAUUGGUUGUUACUCGCGCGAUCUCAUGCAUUCAUAGCGGGUCGAAUAAUCGGUAUUGAUCGACGACUUUACACCUCCUUCUACCAAAUUUUCCUUAAGCUCCAUAAUACGGCAAUCGGAUCAUGUGCACGGUAAUCGGUCGAUGCAAAUUAUAAGCGGAUACACGUCGAAGCCAUUGGAACAAACGAGACAGAACACAUUUCAAGAUUCCAGGUUUAUUCAAAUUUAACCAGGUGAGAACGCAAGAGACCAGGACGAGUCUCAUUUGCAAGAGUCACCUUGGGGCAUUAGUCUGCCGGUACCGUUGGUGGAGGGGUGGCACGGUGAUAUUUGCUGUUAUGUACAAUCCCAAUUGUGUAAUUGGAACAAUCGACACGCACUGUUAAUAAUAAUGAGGGUACAACAGAGGCGGGAAGCGAAUCGAUCCUCGACGCGGAAAUCGUGCUGUGACGUUGCGACCGACUACAACGCGGUAAGAGAGGGCUUCUGGAUCGCCGCGUGAAUACAAAGUGGCCUUGUCAUCCGUUGCGCUGGCCAUGGGCGUUAUUCCUUACGGUGGUGGCCUGUUGCACAACAUUCUAGAUUUGAAACUUUCGUGACUGCAGUGGUUCAUACUCUUUGGUUUUUUCGGUAAAGUCACGUAGGUUAAAAUAAAGGAAAGACAAGAAAAAGAAAAAAAGAAAAAAACUAAAUUAAAUCAUGACGUUUCGGAGGCAACACAAUAUCAGAUAUUUCGCUGUGUCUAUUCCACCUGAAGAAGGAAGCUUGUGUUGCCUCCGAAACGUCGUGAUUUAAUUUAGUUGUUUUUUUCUUUCUUUUAUUUUAACCUACGUGACUUUACCGAAAAAACCAAAGAGUAUGUUGCACAACACUCUGUCCACACACAAUGGGCUCGCGUGCAUUUUCCUAUUGUAUCGUGAUUGUUUACCUUUUGACGGGUUACUUUGCCACCCACUAUUUGUUGGAACCGUGUCCAUGUCUCUGAGCUAAAAAAAGUCCACGAUCCAUGGGCGGCGGUGCUCAUAUGAACCCGCGGCCCUGAGUCAACGUCAUGGAAAAAUUCCAAGCUACCAUGGGAUGAUGAUGAGCCAGUCACUGCA